GAAAUUGAAAAUUACUAGAAAGGAAAAGAAGACGACAGCAGAAGAACUGAAGAAGCAGCGGCACACGGAUGAGGUCACUGCGAGCGUAGGAGAAGCCAUGGCCUCUCGUCGCCCCAUCGCAAUGCUCGACGCGGCCGUGCUGCUGCUUCUCCUCUCCUGCGCUGCUGCCGUUGCUCCCGCCACCGGCGCUUCCUCCGACGCCGCCGCUCUUCUCGCGUUCAAGUCGGCGGCCGACCCCGGUAACCGACUUGCUUUCCCUCCUCCCCCUUCCAACGAAUCCACCGCCCACUGCCGCUGGCCUGGAGUCUCUUGUUCCUCCUCCGGCCGCGUCGUUCGCGUCGUCCUUGUUAACUCCGGCAUCACUGGUUUCUUCACCUCCGGCACUCUCGGCCGCCUCGAUCAGCUCCGCAUCCUUAGCCUGCAGGAGAACUCCCUCGCAGGCCCCAUCCCUGACCUCUCCCCGCUGCUUAACCUCAGAGCUCUUUUCCUCGGCCACAACCGCUUCGGCGGCAGCUUCCCACCUUCGAUCGUCUCCCUCCGCCGUCUACGCGUCCUCGAUCUUUCCCGAAACCACCUCGCCGGUCCUGUCCUGCCGGCCCUUGCCUCGCUCGACCGUCUCGUCUCUAUCCGCCUCGACUUCAACCGCUUCAACGGCUCCCUUCCCGCCUUCAACCGAUCCUCACUCAAAAGUUUCAAUGUCUCCUUCAACAACUUCUCCGGCGCAUUCCCAACACGGGUGUUGUCGUCCUUCGCUGCCUCCUCUUUCGCCGGCAAUCCCGGGCUUUGCGGAGAGAUUCUCAAAAGGGAGUGCGGCGACGGAGCCCAUGUGCUCUUCUUCCAUGGUGACAAUGACUCCCACAAUGCGCCAUCUCCCACGAACCCUAGCCAAAACAACGGGAUCAAUCUCCCCGGUGCGGCUGCGUCGUCACCGUCGCAGAAGAUGCACAAGGGGGCCGUCGUCGCCAUAUGGCUCCUGGCCGUCUCGAUGCUGGCGAUUGGAGUCCUGGGUGUGUUGUUGGUGACGCAGAGACGGAGGAAGAGAAUGAAGCGGGGGGAGAGUCUAAGCCCGGUGAAGCGCAACAGCUACGGUGUCGUGGGGGUGGCGGAUCCUGCCGCUGCAGCUGUGGAGAGCUACAACAAAGAGAUAGAGAGUAGGAACAACGAGCUGAUUGCAGCAGCGGCGAUGGCGGUGUCCGAGGAGAAGGUGAAGAAGUUGGCAAAGAGCGGGUGCUUGGUGUUCUGCGCGGGGGAGGCGCAGGUGUACACGCUGGAGCAGCUGAUGAAGUCGUCGGCGGAGAUGCUGGGGAGGGGGAGUCUGGGGACGACGUACAAGGCUGUGCUGGAGAACAGGCUCAUUGUGACUGUGAAGAGGCUGGACACAACAAAGUUGGCGGCGACGGGGAAGGAGGCGUUCGAGCGGCACAUGCAGGUGGUGGGGAGGCUGCGCCACCCCAACUUGGUGCCAUUGCGAGCAUACUUCCAUUCCAAGGAGGAGAGGCUGCUAGUGUAUGACUACAGGCCCAAUGGAAGCCUCCAUUCAUUGAUUCAUGGUUCGAGAUCCACAAGUCCGAAGCCCCUUCACUGGACUUCAUGCCUAAAGAUAGCAGAAGAUGUUGCACAAGGCCUUGCAUACAUCCACCAGGCUUCUCGAUUAGUUCAUGGAAGCAUCAAAGCUUCCAACAUCCUCCUUGGCUCUGAUUUUGAGGCUUGCCUAACUGACAAUUGUCUCUCAUUUCUCAUCGAGCCAUCAGACAGCGAAGACAUAUCAGGAUAUCGAGUUCCUGAAACCCAAAAAUGUAAUGGUCCUUUCACUCCCAAAUCAGACAUCUACUGUUUUGGUGUGCUGUUGUUGGAGCUUCUGACCGGAAAAUCUCCACUGCAAUUUCCAAUCCUAAGCGCAACUGAUGUGCCUGCUUGGGUUCAAUCGACACGAGAAGACAGUGGAGAUGAUGAGCGCUUAAUGAUGAUCGCCCACAUUGCGGCAGCCUGUGUCCAACCAUCACCAGACAGUAGGCCAACCACAUGGCAGGUGCUGAAAAUGAUUCAGGAAGUGAAGGAGGCCGACACCGGCGACAAUGACAAUGACAAUGAUUCAGCAUCACUUUCGUAAUCUUACCAACUCGAAGAAUAUCUUAGAUCUUGUUCUGAGGAGUUGGUUGGUUCACUGCCCUUGAAUGCAACAUCAAACCAUCCUUUUGGUAAGAUUGAUUGGUAACAACUAUUGGCUCAUUUACCUUGUAGUUCUUAACUGUUGUAUACGACUUAUAAGUUGCAUUAUAAGGCUCAGGUUAAAUAAGGCUCAAGUUGGAACUUCAAAUGGUGUUAAGGAGAUUGUAAGACUGUUCUUAGCAUUAUAAUAAAUCUUUUUUAAUGAGUGUUUUAUUAGUUUUUGAUUUA
Molecule: messenger RNA, 2397 nt
Organism: Zingiber officinale
Lineage: Eukaryota; Viridiplantae; Streptophyta; Magnoliopsida; Zingiberales; Zingiberaceae
Product: probable inactive receptor kinase At5g67200
Exons: 2
Coding region: 98-2110 (670 amino acids)
Biological process (GO): protein phosphorylation
Molecular function (GO): ATP binding; protein kinase activity; protein binding
Source: RefSeq, a predicted model, not a curated record